AACUUUCCUAAUUUAUUGGAAAACUUGAGGCGCUGCCAAUCUAGAUUAAAAUAGAAACUCAGUCUGCUAAGAAUUUUCAUAAGAGCUAAAACAAAUCAAACGAAUUUCGACCGUUGCAGUUGAACCGAACUCACCUCAAACAUGUCUAACCUGAGGAAAUUCAAAGACGAGGACCGCGAGUCCGAAUACGGUCGCGUGUACGCUGUCUCUGGUCCGGUCGUUACGGCAGAGUGUAUGUCGGGCUCUGCUAUGUACGAGCUGGUACGUGUGGGCUACUAUGAGCUGGUGGGCGAAAUCAUUCGCCUGGAGGGCGACAUGGCCACCAUCCAGGUAUACGAGGAAACCUCAGGUGUCACAGUCGGUGAUCCGGUGCUGCGAACGGGUAAACCCUUGUCCGUGGAACUGGGCCCUGGCAUCAUGGGCAGCAUCUUUGAUGGUAUUCAGCGUCCACUGCGGGACAUCGGUAUCAUGACUAGCUCCAUAUAUAUACCCAAGGGUGUGAAUACGCCCGCCUUGUCGCGUAGCGAAAUGUGGGAGUUCAAUCCCUUAAAUGUGCGCGUUGGCUCCCACAUCACGGGCGGAGACUUGUACGGCGUAGUGCAUGAGAACACAUUGGUCAAGCAGCGCAUGCUUGUGGCGCCGCGUGCCAAGGGCACAGUACGCUAUAUUGCACCAGCGGGCAACUACAAUCUGGAAGACGUUGUGCUGGAGACCGAAUUUGAUGGCGAGAUCACAAAACAUACAAUGCUGCAGGUGUGGCCUGUGCGCCAGCCGCGCCCCUGCACCGAGAAGCUGCCGGCCAAUCAUCCCCUCUUCACUGGCCAGCGUGUACUCGAUUCGUUGUUCCCCUGCGUCCAGGGCGGCACCACAGCCAUUCCUGGUGCCUUCGGCUGUGGCAAGACUGUCAUCUCGCAGGCUCUGUCCAAGUACUCCAACUCCGAUGUCAUCAUCUACGUCGGUUGCGGUGAGCGUGGUAACGAGAUGUCUGAGGUAUUGCGUGACUUCCCGGAACUGACUUGCGAAAUUGACGGCGUCACAGAGUCCAUCAUGAAACGCACAGCUCUUGUGGCCAACACCUCCAACAUGCCCGUGGCUGCUCGUGAGGCUUCCAUCUACACUGGCAUCACGCUUUCCGAAUAUUUCCGUGAUAUGGGCUACAAUGUGGCCAUGAUGGCCGACUCCACCUCCCGUUGGGCCGAGGCCUUGCGAGAAAUAUCUGGACGUCUGGCUGAGAUGCCUGCCGAUUCGGGUUAUCCCGCGUAUUUGGGCGCUCGUUUGGCCACCUUCUAUGAACGCGCUGGACGUGUCAAGUGCUUGGGUAAUCCCGAGCGUGAGGGCUCCGUGUCUAUUGUCGGCGCUGUCUCGCCACCUGGUGGUGAUUUCUCCGAUCCCGUGACCUCGGCUACCUUGGGUAUUGUACAGGUGUUCUGGGGUCUCGACAAGAAGCUGGCCCAGCGCAAACAUUUUCCUUCCAUCAACUGGCUCAUUUCCUAUUCCAAAUAUAUGCGCGCUCUGGACGAAUACUAUGACAAAAACUUCCCCGAAUUCGUGCCCUUGCGUACCAAGGUCAAGGAGAUUUUGCAAGAGGAGGAAGAUCUGUCCGAAAUCGUGCAGUUGGUGGGCAAAGCAUCGCUGGCCGAGACCGAUAAGGUUACUCUGGAGGUGGCCAAGCUGCUGAAGGACGAUUUCUUGCAACAGAACUCCUACUCGCCAUACGAUCGAGUGUGUCCGUUCUAUAAAACUGUCGGCAUGUUGAGGAAUAUUCUGGCUUUUUACGAGACAGCGCGUCAUGCAGUUGAGUCGACCGCCCAGUCGGACAAUAAGAUUACAUGGAACACUAUCAGGGAGUCAAUGGGCGGCAUUAUGUAUCAGUUGUCUUCAAUGAAAUUCAAGGAUCCUGUGAAGGAUGGUGAGCAAAAGAUUAAGGCAGACUACGAUCAGCUGUAUGAGGAUCUGCAGCAGGCCUUCAGAAAUUUGGAGGACUAAUCGCUUUAAGGCGACUGUGUACUUGCAAAAUAAACAAGGCAGACAGAACAAAAGAAGAAAAUGAAAAUACCAAAAAGGAAAAAUACCGAAAGAAAAACCAAACGAAAUAAGCAACCAAAGUUUAGGUUUAUUAUUCGAAUUCCCCCAUCAAGCUAGUCAUAUAUACAUAAUGCGUAAUAAGAUAUUUGAAUUCAAUUUAAUUAUUAAGUUAAACAGUUUAGAAAAAAAUGCGUCAGGUAGAGUAGAGUCUCACUUGAUUCGCACACCCAAGAAACAAUGAACAAUGUACACGACGACGAAGAUGACAAGAAGGAAGGAGUUAGGAAAGACGAACAAUAAUUAGCCGAUAGCGCAAAAAUAAAAUAUAUAACUAAAAAAAAGGAAAACGGAAAGCAUGUUGUCCACUUAAACCAGCCAUAUAAAUAACAUAAACAUACAUAUACAUAUAUAUAUAUUUAAAUAUAUGAUAUAUAUAUUUAUUAAAUUAUCUAUGUUGAUAUAUGUAUACCUACAUAAUUAUAAUUCACUGCUAUUUAUUGUUAGUAAAAACAAAUUCGUAAAGUUAUCUAACUGUGUUCUCUACGUAACUGUAACUACAAACUACUAACAAUUUAUUUAAUGUUUUUGCCAUUGCGUGUUACAACAAGUUAAAUACAAUACGAAAUUAUAAUACUAGAAAAUUAUAAAUAAUAUAAAUUACAAAUGCAAUAAUUACGUAGCCCCGAUUGAGGAAUAAAUUGCGUGCAUGUUACAAAUGGAGCUAUGCAAAUAAAAAUGUAUUAUGAAUGUUAAAAUUA
Messenger RNA from Drosophila mojavensis, 2783 nucleotides. Its product is annotated as V-type proton ATPase catalytic subunit A. Lineage: Eukaryota; Metazoa; Arthropoda; Insecta; Diptera; Drosophilidae. The coding region runs from base 142 to 1986 and encodes 614 amino acids. The transcript is spliced from 5 exons. The record is from RefSeq and is a predicted model, not a curated record. Gene Ontology annotation, molecular function: ATP binding; proton-transporting ATPase activity, rotational mechanism; ATP hydrolysis activity. Gene Ontology annotation, cellular component: proton-transporting V-type ATPase, V1 domain; lysosomal membrane. Gene Ontology annotation, biological process: proton transmembrane transport; ATP metabolic process.